CAGGAUCGACUGCCCAGGGAGUACUUGUACUGGGGUGACAGGAUCGACUGCCCAGGGAAGCACUGUGACUCCUGCGAAGGUCUGGGUCACCAGGAGUCCAGCCUCAGAUGUGCCCUUGAGGAAGCCAUGUUUCUUAAAAGAACUUUUGUCAUGCCUUCUAGGAUGUGCAUCAAUCCUAUACAUAACAAGAAAGGAAUCCUUCAUCAUUCCGAUAACAGAAGUUCAGAGGAAAGGUGGGCAGCAAGCUCUUGUGCCAUGGACUCUUUGUAUGAUAUGGACCUCAUAUCUGAUACUGUACCUGUAAUUUUAGACAAUUCAAAACUAUGGUAUCAAGUACUAUCUACGAGUAUGAAGCUAGGACCUAGGGGAGUUGCCCACGUGGAAGGAAUUAAUCGUGUUGAUCUUAAAGAUGACAGUCAUUACUCAAAUCUCUUGCUCAUAAACCGAACUGCAAGCCGUCUUUCAUGGUUUAUGGAGUGCAAGGAUCGAAACAACCGUAGUGCUAUAAUGUUGCCAUAUUCUUUUCUCCCUUCAAUGGCAUCAAAGGAAUUAAGAGAUGCAGCUGAUAAGAUUAAGGCACUCCUUGGUGAUUAUGAUGCCAUCCAUGUUCGUCGUGGUGAUAAAAUAAAAAACAGGAAGGACAGAUUUGGAGUUGAAAGAAGCCUGCAUCCCCAUCUGGAUAGGGAUACACGUCCUGAGUUUAUCUUACGUAGAAUUAAAAAGUGGAUCCCACCUGGACGAACUAUUUUUAUUGCUUCCAAUGAGAGGACUCCUGGAUUUUUUUCCCCUCUCUCUGUCAGGUACAAAUUGGCAUAUUCAUCAAACUAUAGCCGGAUUCUGGAUCCUUUGAUUAAGAACAACUACCAGUUGUUCAUUGUUGAGAGGGUUAUCAUAAUGGGAGCCAAAACAUCCAUUAAAACAUUCAAGGAGGAUGAAACUGUACUCAGCCUCACUGAUGACCCAAAGAAGAACACCAAAUCGUGGCAAAUACCUGUUUAUACCAUGGAUGAAGAGGGAAGGUGACAAGGCUUGCAUAAGGAGUUUUCUGAUUUAUCUACCACCAAGCUCAUUAUUUCCACUCAUUCCCAUACAACACAAGCACACUAGUUGCAUAUCAGAAAGCUAACAGAGAAAAAUCUACAUUGGGAGGAAAUGAGAGGCUGACCACUUAAAAUCGAUGUUGUAAAUUGUGGUACAAGUUAAAGAUGGGCUUGUAUGUGUUCACGAUAAAUAUGUAUAUCUUUACAGAACAUGCUCAUUUUUGCCACUUUUUACAUAUUUCUGCACUUUCAAGUGUUCACUAGCAAUAUGUUAAUUCAUGCAUUCUUUUCUCUCA
This is a messenger RNA of Quercus robur (English oak), 1336 nucleotides long. RefSeq lists its product as uncharacterized. The record is from RefSeq and is a predicted model, not a curated record. The annotation marks the transcript as partial. Lineage: Eukaryota; Viridiplantae; Streptophyta; Magnoliopsida; Fagales; Fagaceae. Gene Ontology annotation, cellular component: Golgi apparatus. The transcript is spliced from 6 exons.